UGUUGCACGGAGGAUCGAUGCAUAUGAUGUCGGUGUCGGUGUUGUCUGUGUAGAAGCGAAGAAAAAGAGGCGCAGAGAGGGGAUUUGGGACAAUUACUGAGAGGUGGGACAUGGCCCAGGAGACCAACCAGAGCCAGGCUCCUCUGCUCUGCUCCACAGGCUGUGGUUUCUAUGGCAGCCCCAGGAGUAACGGCAUGUGUUCGGUCUGCUACAAGGACUUCCUCCAGAGACAGAACAGCAAUGGAUGUGUUAACUCUCCAGGUUCAUCUUCUGCUGACAGCAGCAGCAGCAGCAGCAUUGGGGAGUCUCUUCACUCCACACAGAGCUCUAACAGUACCACAGUCACUUCCCCGGUAGCCAUAUCCCCUUCACACACAGACUCCGGACACUGCAGUGGACCAACAACAGCCUCAACAACCUCAACAGAGGAGAGUAGCUCAGGAGCAAAGACCAGUCUGACAGCCGACUGUUUCCAAACAUCAGUGUCUGAAGUUUCAGUGGACUCACCUGCAGAGACAGAAGAGAAGCCUAAAGCCAAGAAGAACCGCUGCUUCGCCUGCCGCAAGAAAGUUGGUCUGACAGGCUUUGACUGCCGAUGUGGAAAUGUAUUCUGCAGCAUUCACCGAUAUUCAGACACACACAACUGCACCUUCGACUACAAAGCUGAUGCUGCAGAGAAGAUCAGGAAGGAAAACCCCAUCAUUGUUGGAGAGAAGAUCCAGAAGAUCUGAAUCCAAACAGAGCAACAACCCAACCCACAUUAAUCCUCUGAUAAUUAAAACAGCAUGCCUCAGAAACCUGUUGACUACUUUGUUUAAUUGUAGCUUGAUUCUUGUAUGGGUGUUUUUUUUAAAACUGAAUGUUUUGGUAUUUGAAUUCUUCAGUCGUUCAUAAAUAAAUAAAUCAAGCCCUGUGUGUGAUUAAAAAUGUUAAAGGAACAAAAAAAAUGGUGGGGCUUUUCAAAGGGCUGUGUUUUUUAUGCAUCAUCUAUAAGAAUGCAUGUAAACUCACCACUGAUCUUUAGUUUCCUCCUUUCUUUGUAUGUGGUGCCAUCUCAUAACCGAAUGUAUUGGAAAAACACCAAACCGUCACAUCAUCAAUAAGAAAACAGAUUUUUUUUGUGUGUGUGUGACCUUCCACAGAGGAUUAUGUGUGUGUGUGUGUGUGUGUGUGUGUGUGUGUGUGUGUGUGUGUGUGUGUAAAUGAUGAGCAAUAACAAAAAGCAUGUACGAGUUUACUGUGUGAGAAUAUAGUUCAUUUAUGGGAGCACAAAAGAAAGGGCCAAGAGUUAUUGUUGUGGUGUAUUUGUGUUUGUUUGUACACUGUUAAUUUUUAAUUAAAAAAAAAAUCUGUCAGUUGUGUAUAUAAAC
Toxotes jaculatrix (banded archerfish) is the source of this 1370-nucleotide messenger RNA. RefSeq names its product zinc finger, AN1-type domain 6 (gene zfand6). The transcript has 6 exons. Bases 111 to 731 code for a protein of 206 amino acids. Gene Ontology annotation, molecular function: DNA binding; zinc ion binding. The record is from RefSeq and is a predicted model, not a curated record. Lineage: Eukaryota; Metazoa; Chordata; Actinopteri; Toxotidae.